AUGACCCCUGUCGUAUCCCAAGGCUACACCCCCAAAGGCGCCUAUCAAACUAUCGCCGGUCUCAAUACCUACAUCACCGGCCCCCGCGAUGCUGCCGCCGGUAUCGUCGACAUCUACGACAUUUUCGGACUGUCCAGCCAGACCCUCCAAGGCGCCGACCUCCUCGCCACGAGACUGAACGCCUUCGUCCUGAUGCCGGAUUUCUUCCACGGCGAGGCCGCCCAACACGACUGGCUGCCCAUAGAUACCGAAGAGAAGAAGGCGGCUCUGAUGGACUUUAUGUCGACUAGGGCGGAUAUCGCCAAGAACGUUGACGUCGUGCUUGGUGCAGUAAACGAGUACCGGAGACAGUUUCCGUCUGUGAAGAGCUGGGGGGCGUUUGGGUUGUGUUGGGGCGGAAAAGUGGCUGUUCUGGCUUCCGGUCCUCAUACACCGUUUGCCGCUACUGUCCAAACCCAUCCCGGUCGCAUGGACAAAGCUGACGCGGAAAAUCUGACCAUCCCCCACCUUGUCCUCGCAUCCAAAGACGAGCCCGCCAACGCCGUCCAGGGCUACGCUGAGAUCAUCGGCAAUAAUGGAAUUGGCGGCAUGGUCGAGACGUAUGGCUCCAUGUGGCAUGGCUGGAUGGGAGCUCGAGCCAACUUGGAGGGAGAGGAGAGUCUCGCCGAGUACAUUCGAGGGUAUGCCCAGACGGCAGAUUUCUUCGAGGAGUAUCUGAAAAUAGGGUUGGACAUUGAAUUUCGCCAGGGAAAAUCUCUCCAAAUCGGUGCACUCACUGAAAAAGGCCUCCAAUAUCAUGCCUCUGUGUCCCUGACAUGGAAGGCGAAAGCGGUCGCCACUGUACACGAGGAGAUGGUAACCUGCACAAGCGUUCCCGUGGCUCUGUCCCGAGAUGGCCCAUUAACUAAGGCUGCCAUCAAAGAUAUUGUCGGAAUAUUUGUCACCAACGAGUGGCGAAUCGUGGAUCCAGAAACACUCUUUCUAAAGAAGAAUGCUGGAGCAAACCAAAACUAUACUAUAGAACGACCAAAGACUGAAGGUGACGCGGAUACAGGACCUCGCAGGGUUUUCCUUAAGUUCCACGGCGAACUCGACAUAAUAAUCGAAGUUUUCAAACACUUGGCCCCCAACAAGCACGAAGAAGCACAGCUAUGUUACGAUUACGGUCAGUCAGGUCUCGGUGCCAAGGUUUACGGGUUCUUCCAGACAAAGGACGGCACGUUGGGAAGGGUCGACGAGUUUCUGGAUGCUCGCAAUUUGGAGCCAGAAGAUGUGGAAGACGCCGGUACACUGGAGGAGAAACCCAAUCAGGUCUAUUACGAUAUCAUCACCAGGCAGUUUGAAAAGUAUCAUAAGAUGCUCAAGCUCAAAAAGCUCUUCCAUGAAAGGGGCGUUACCAUGGACGAUCUCAUUGAUUACGACUUUGCUUCAAAGAUAAGGCGGAUAGCAGACAGGCUGGAGUCGAUAGGGGGAAAGAAGGGAUGGUGCAUCCACGAUGUACCAUUCAUGAAUGUGAUGGUGAAGAACAAUCCCAAACAAGGAGAAAGUAAGAUCGUCCUCAUAGAUUUUGAGUUCGUCUUUCGGAACUACCGAGCCUUUGACAUUGGUGGACACUUCAUGCAAAAGGUGUUCAAGUGGGUUGAUAAGGACGGCAAAAUGGCCAGCUGCAGGCCUUAUAUGGAAGAGGAGAAGAGGCACUUUUGCGAGGAGUGUGUCGAGCAGUGGAAACAGGAGACUGGUGACUCAGACACGGGGGAGCAAGUUUUUAGGGAAUCCGAGCUGGCGUAUUUGCUGGCUAUCACCUGGGACAUCCACAACAUGCUCUGCUACGUGGAGCAGGAGGAUAACAAGGAUCUUCUGAACUGCUUGGAGCUCUUGGCGUUUAACAAGCUGUUUGAAGAGUUUGUCUAUCAGUAUAAAAGGCUUGAACUGGACAUUCACGAGUAA
Molecule: messenger RNA, 1947 nt
Organism: Penicillium atrosanguineum
Lineage: Eukaryota; Fungi; Ascomycota; Eurotiomycetes; Eurotiales; Aspergillaceae
Product: Catalase mono-functional heme-containing
Exons: 8
Coding region: 1-1947 (648 amino acids)
Molecular function (GO): hydrolase activity
Source: RefSeq, a predicted model, not a curated record